Molecule: messenger RNA, 5248 nt
Organism: Xenopus tropicalis (tropical clawed frog)
Lineage: Eukaryota; Metazoa; Chordata; Amphibia; Anura; Pipidae
Gene: tprn
Product: taperin
Exons: 4
Coding region: 191-3247 (1018 amino acids)
Cellular component (GO): cytoplasm
Molecular function (GO): phosphatase binding
Source: RefSeq, a predicted model, not a curated record
AGCGGGGGUGGGCGUAUGUGUUGUGUUGUCACAUGGUAUGGAGGGGGCGUGUCAGCUUAGGGAACGAGAAGGAUGUGGGCGGGACUAGCUUGACAGGAGCUGUGUCCCUGCACCUGAGCUCAUUCAGUGAGAAGCUGCCGGCGCGGCGGGACCAGGGAGCUCAGGUGUCUGUCCCUUAUCGCCCGCAGCCAUGUCCGUCACCGCCCGCCCCUGGCUCCGGCCCGAACCCCACUCUGUCAGCAUGCCGGCUUGGAAGCGAGAGGUUCUGGAGAGGAAGCGGGCCAAGAAACAGGGCGUACCUGCCGCAGCCCCGGUGCCUUGGAGCCGGGACGGGUCGCCCCAUCGCAGGCGCUCUGACAGGGGUCGCAGCUCCGGGAGAAAAUCCAGCCCUGGGGCCGGCAAGGCAGUGAGGGCCCCCAGUCCUGCAGCAGCAAAGGCAGUGAGGGCCCCCACUUCAGCAGCAAAGGCAGUAAGGGCCCCCACUUCAGCAGCCACAGUCAAGGGAGUGAGGGCCCCCAGUCCUGCAGCCACAGUCAAGGGAGUGAGGGCCCCCAGCCCAGUAAAGUCUGCCAGAUCUCCAAGCCCAGCAGCGGUAAAGCCCGGCAGGACCUCCAGCCCCGUAGCCGCCAAGCCGGUAAUGGCCCUCGGUUCCGCAAAACCCGCCCCCGUGAAACGGAGAAGCGACGACGGCGAGCGACUGGUCCUGCAGGAGAGCCUGGGGCCCCUCCAUGAGAACCCCUUUAUCCGACUCGAGCAGGAGCGCAGGCGAAAGCAGCCCAGGGAACCCUCCCCGGCCCCCACCCUGCUGGAAAUGUAUAGCAACGUGCCGGGCAUCCGCACCAUCCGGGCCGAGAACAUAAUCAUCAUCGAGUCCGACCCUGGGUAUUUCAGCGGGACUAAGAAGCAGGAGCCCCACGCCGACCCCGUGGAAGCGCUUCUGGCCAAGAGCGGGAGCAAGGUCACUGCCAUCAGGGCUUCCGAGGUGGUCAUUUACGAGACCCAAGAGCCCGGGCCCCAGAAUGUCGAGAAGGAGAGCAGCGAAGUGCAGGAGGAGGCUGGGAGAGUGAGUAGGUUGCUGGAAAAAUUCGGCCAUGGCCACGGCAGGCCCCCGAGGUCUAGGAGUUGGGACGAUAUUCUGGAUAGAAGGUCCAGCCCAUCCCGAGAUGAUAGCGAUAAGAUGCCAGCUUUGCCAAAACAGACAGCCCCACAGAGGCACAGCCAAGCCACGGUUAACAAGGCCCCCAAGCGCUACGGAGAAAUCUCCCCUUCAUCCAAUUCCUUCUCGGAGGAGGAAAGUAAACGCUUCCCACUUAACGACCCCUCGUGGCUACCUUCCAAGCCUGUCCUUACCUCCUCUGCUCUAUUGUAUAAAAAGCCUUCCAGCCCCACAAGCUCUCCAGUAACGUCACCUGGUUUAUCACCUUUUCCACUCUCUUCUCAUAACGAUACAGACGAGAAAGUUGUGUCACCCAGCGUGGCAACCUUCAGGGAAAGGUUUGAAGCCGGCUCCACUGCAGACAAUCUACCCCUACCCAAACCGCUGAAUGCCACAAAGAAGUCUGGAAAUAACACCUUCAUUGUCUACCCAAAGGCUGCCUCCUAUACCAAGGCUAAACCUUCAGAGACAGUUGGAGUACAGCCUAGCGAUGCCCCGGUGCUUACAAAUGGUUAUGUCGACCAUCCUGAUGGGAACCCUAAGCCUAAAGCACAGGUCAGUGUCCAAGAUCUCCUAUCCAAAACUAAGUAUAACCGGACCUCUUCUGCAGAGAGGGCCAGUGAGGAACACAGAAAAGUGCCAUCUGCCAGUGUUUCCGCAAAUCAUAUCUCCAAGGUUGACAACUCAAGGAGGCCAAAGUCCGAGGCAGACAUUUUUAAUAGUAAUUCCCCUCUAAAGUCUAGUGCCACUCAAUCAGAAACCACUUUAGCUGAUCAAUUUAAACCCACUUUGGCCAGUGCCACCCCUAACCAACAAAACAAGGUCUCCUCCUCCACCAGCAGUAACAGUUCCUUUGAGAUCAGGCCCGCCGUAAUAACCGAUCCCAGCAGCAUCCCAGAAGGGGACAUCCAGGCAAAGGCACUAGCAAAUAUCCGAAUGCAGUCUAGAAAUUCUUUUGUAUUCAUCCCAAAGAAAAGCAACCCCCCUGUAUCAAAAGAAGACCGCCACGAGGUGCAAAAAUCUUCCAAAGAAAAGCCAAAAGUCAAUGCACCCACCACUAAUGGCCCUAAAUUAGAUUAUAGAGACUUUCCUAGAGACAACGGUAUACUGUCAAAUGGACUGCCUCCAUCUCAGACACUCCAAGAAAACACUGGUAACGAUAUAGAUAGGAUUCAACUGGAAGUUAAUGGUGGGACCCAAAAAGCAUGCAGUGUGCCCUCACUUUCAGACUUUGAUUGGCAGAGUGGUCUUUUGCCAUCUCAUUCUUCCACAGAAGGCCAUUCUUUUACCGACAAAGGGGCAGAACUAGAGUAUUUAAGUAGUGUACAUCAAAACAAUAAGGUGGCCCACAUUCAGGACAACGUCCACCUUACACCCGAUAUCCCUAUCACAAAUAUAGACGAUAUAGUGAAUUCAGACGUAACGGAUGGGGGCGUUCAGGCCAACAUUACCGUCAAUGGUAACGAUUCCCCAUUGCCUUCUUACCGGCCUCACACUCCGCUGUCCUCUUCUGUCCACAACAAAUCUGGCAACACCUUCACUGUAGUGCCGAAAAGAAAGCCAAUUACAGAACAGGAGCCCUUACCAAGACCCGUGCUAGAGGAAGAUGAAGAUGUGAGCUCUAAAAGGAAAUCUUUGGACGGGAUUGAGACCCCCUAUUCUGAAAUUGGAGCAAUGCUCAAGAAGCGAUACCCGACGGCGGAUGAAAUUCAAGUGGUCGGGGGGUACCAGUCGCUGUCCAAAUCUUGCCUGUCUAAGAAUGGGUCAACAAGGAAGAAGAUGAAGAUCACGUUCAAUGAGCAGAACAUACACAAGGUGUUCGAGUACCCGUCGGAGAACUCUCUAACAGAGGACACCGGGGAGGAGGACGGGAACGAGGCUUCGGGCUCAGAGUGUGAGGAGGAGGAGCCGUCCGAGCGCUUCUUUCCCCGCGCAAAGUUUGGCUCCGCCUCCCAUAACGCAAACUCAGGUCUGUCCGAUUACACCCUGAAGCACACAGAGUACGGCAGUGGGGCCCCCCAGCACGGCAAGGCUCCGGGGGAGGACACGCUGAGUCUGGAUGAAAGCAGCAAGCUGGCGCUGUACUUCUAGGGGACCCACCCUGUACCCCCAAAUCACUCCAGCGAAACCAAGCACCUUCCGAAGAGACAUCACUGCCCAGAGCUCCGGCCCGGAUUGGAUCUUUCCAAGGACAGGACCUUGGCCGAGCUGCAAAGCAUCAUGGGAAAUGCAUUUACAUGUAGACUGACCCAAUCCCGUAUCACUGUGCGCUUCCCGCUGUAUCUAUGCACCGGCGGGCCCCUCCCCCUGACGGAAGCCAUAGGAACCGCCCCCAAUCACUGGCGGCUCUGUUAAUUAUAUUAAUUAGCGAGCUGCUCGUCUCCAAACCCCCUGAGUGCGUCUGUAAGCUCCGCCUUCUGCCUAGUUUGUAUGCGUUUGUAUGUGGCCCCCCCGAGUGAGUGGGAUAGGGGUGUAGCUGCGCUACUAUGAUUGGGGGGGUAAUAUAUAUAUAUAUCUCUAUUUAUAAUGAUAAUAAAAUGAUACUAAUCUAAUAGUGAUCCUGCACUGGCACAGCCAACUGCCCCUGUAUUGCCCCCACCCAGCACUGCGCCCCGCUAUAGGGAUCUCACAGGGGGGCAAUGUGGCAACUGCCCCUGUAUUGCCCCCACCCAGCACUGCGCCCCGCUAUAGGGAUCCCACGGGGGGGCAAUGUGGCAACUGCCCCUGUAUUGCCCCCACCCAGCACUGCGUCCCGCUAUAGGGAUCCCACGGGGGGGCAAUGGGGCAACUGCUCCUGUAUUGCCCCCACCCAGCACUGCGUCCCGCUAUAGGGAUCCCACAGGGGGGCAAUGGGGCAACUGCUCCUGUAUUGCCCCCACACGGUACUGCGCCCUGCUAUAGGGAUCCCACGGGGGGGCAAUGGGGCAACUGCUCCUGUAUUGCCCCCACACAGCACUGCACCCUGCUAUAGGGAUCCCACAGGGGGGCAAUGGGGCAACUGCUCCUGUAUUGCCCCCACACAGCACUGCGCCCCGCUAUAGGGAUCCCAUGGGAGGGCAAUGGGGCAACUGCUCCUGUAUUGCCCCCACACAGCACUGCGCCCCGCUAUAGGGAUCCCAUGGGGGGGCAAUGGGGCAACUGCUCCUGUAUUGCCCCCACACAGCACUGCACCCUGCUAUAGGGAUCCCACAGGGGGGCAAUGGGGCAACUGCUCCUGUAUUGCCCCCACACAGCACUGCGCCCCGCUAUAGGGAUCCCAUGGGAGGGCAAUGGGGCAACUGCUCCUGUAUUGCCCCCACACAGCACUGCGCCCCGCUAUAGGGAUCCCACAGGGGGGCAAUGGGGCAACUGGCCCUGUAUUUGCCCCCACACAGCCUGCGCCCCGCUAUAGGGAUCCCACAGGGGGGCAAUGGGGCAACUGGCCCUCGUUGCAGGGAGUCAUAGUUCAUCUCACGGGAGGAGUAAAGUCCCCUCGUUAUGCAAAUGAAUGAGUUAACGAGUAACCCGUCAGCUGACUGCCCCUGGCAGCUUGGUACCAGCCCAAGGAAUAACUGGUUAAUCAGUUAAGGGAUUGGCCCUGGCCUGUGUCACAUGGUACCGCCUAUAAAGUGCCACCUGGGGUGGCAAGGGGUUAAUCAGUACCUGUGGCAGUUAAUGGCUCCAGUUACCCCCCUGUGUAUGAAUCCAGGGGCAACUCCCAGCGAGCCACAAACUGCCCCCCGACCCCAGGAUCAUGUGACUCCAUGAGAUUAUUUAUUAUUUAAUAAGAUUUCCAGGUCAGUCCGUAUACACUCCGGUAUUGCCUCCUUCACUCCUUUAUUACUGGGGGGCAGUGCAGAGUUGGGGGGCUCCCCUAUAUGGGUAUAAGCAGUGGGGUCUCCUGGGAUUCUGCAUCCUACAUACGUUGCUGUCAGAAGUAGGGCCCCGAACUGUGGGACUGGGACCCCGAAACCUGUGCGGCUUUACCCUGAACAGUAUGGGCUGUACCUCGUGGGGGCUAAGCUGUGUACCCCAAUAUUCAGUAGUAAUCUGCCUUACUAGGCUUUGCUCCCAUCUUAAACCUGUGUCUCUCCAGCUGCUGCUAAACUACAG